AGAACAUCAUCAGCCUCCUUCUCCCCAACACACAAGCACCGCAACAAGAGCCGUACAGCAAUCAUGUCGCAGCCAAAGGUUUCCUCAAAGAAAGAGUCUUCCAAGGUGCACAAGCUUGCGCUCAAAGGGUCUUCCAAGGUGGUGUCCGAGUUUUUUGAGUAUUCAAUCAACACUAUCUUAUUCCAGCGCGGCGUGUAUCCUGCGGAAGACUUCACUGCUGUCAAAAAAUAUGGCUUGACGAUGAUGGUGACCGCAGACGAUCAAGUCAAAGCCUACAUCAAGAAGAUAAUGUCCCAGUUGAAAGAUUGGAUGUACGGUGGAAAAAUCUCAAAACUUGUCAUUGUCAUCACGAGUAAGGAGACUGGAGAACACGUGGAGCGGUGGCAGUUCGAUGUUCAAUUAUUCGGAAAGCCAUCGAAGGCAAAAUCUUCCAAAAAGACAGCGAACAAAGAGAACACCGGUCCAGAUGCGGGAGAGCCAGUUCCUGAGAAGACCGAGCAGGAGAUUCAAGCUGAGAUACAGUCUAUCUUCCGCCAAAUCACUGCCUCGGUCACAUUUCUGCCAAUGCUGGAUGGCAAUUGCACAUUCAAUGUGCUUGUCUAUGCAGAUGCAGACUCAGACGUGCCACUGGAAUGGGGUGACAGCGAUGCCAAGGAAAUCAAGAAUGGCGAGAAGGUACAGCUGCGGAGUUUCAGCACGAGUAAUCAUCGCGUGGAUACACUAGUCAGCUAUAGGUAA
Messenger RNA from Mytilinidion resinicola, 738 nucleotides. Its product is annotated as mitotic spindle checkpoint protein MAD2. Gene Ontology annotation, cellular component: cytoplasm; nucleoplasm; kinetochore. Lineage: Eukaryota; Fungi; Ascomycota; Dothideomycetes; Mytilinidiales; Mytilinidiaceae. The annotation marks the transcript as partial. The record is from RefSeq and is a predicted model, not a curated record. The transcript is spliced from 8 exons. Gene Ontology annotation, biological process: mitotic spindle assembly checkpoint signaling.